AUGAUUGGAGAGACGUACAGACUGCACUCUCAAGUCAGGUCUCACACACACACACGCUCGCCAGGCUCUUCUACCAGCCAGUCAACACGUCAAAGCACCCGCAAGACCAGCAACACAACGCCAUACAUGACCAAAGAAAACGCCCAAGAAUACACGCGCACAAGCACCAUGCUCGUAGGCCCCAAACACACACCCUUCCACCUCCACACGCACCUCUUGACUCAACAUUCUGCCUACUUCCGCGCCGCCCUGCUUGGCCCCUUUAUCGAAUCCAGCACAAGCAGCAUCACCCUCUCCGACAUAUCACCCAGCCACUUGUCACUGCUAGUAACGCACCUCCACACCACGCACAUACCGCACCCCCUUCAAAGACGGAAAAAACCCGCCUACUACACCCUGUUGCAUACCUACGCGCUCGCCGACCGCCUCGGUCUCGAAGCCGCCCGCAACGCCAUCAGCACGUUAGCCGACACCACAAACAGCGUGCCUACGCCAUCGGCAUACCUGGGUCCUUUGUUGAUCUUUUUUGUGUUUAAGAAGACGGAUCGGCUGGUUGAGGGACAUCCGUAG
This is a messenger RNA of Bipolaris zeicola 26-R-13, 570 nucleotides long. RefSeq lists its product as uncharacterized. The transcript has 2 exons. NCBI's taxonomy places the organism in Eukaryota, Fungi, Ascomycota, Dothideomycetes, Pleosporales, Pleosporaceae. The record is from RefSeq and is a predicted model, not a curated record. Bases 1 to 570 code for a protein of 189 amino acids. Gene Ontology annotation, molecular function: protein binding.